Messenger RNA from Mollisia scopiformis, 1886 nucleotides. RefSeq lists its product as uncharacterized. The record is from RefSeq and is a predicted model, not a curated record. NCBI's taxonomy places the organism in Eukaryota, Fungi, Ascomycota, Leotiomycetes, Helotiales, Mollisiaceae. The coding region runs from base 257 to 1747 and encodes 496 amino acids. The transcript has 4 exons.
UGGAACCAGUGCUAAUUCAGGUGCGAUGGGUCUCUCGAAUGGCCGCCCUCAAACAACCCCCAGUUUCUGCUAUUUCCGACUGCAGUGGAUGCCACGCCACCAACAAGCAAGAAUAGCAACAUCCAACGUCCAACCACCAUGAAAAGGGUGUGGCCGCAUGUUCUACAGUAUAAGCAACUCCAACUCACGCAACCUCCGAGAUAACGAUUUUCUCCCGUCACACUCAACAAGUUGAAUUCGGACAAGAAUCAAAGCAAUGGCGAACAUUAUGCGUACCGACACACGUGAUGCAGUUAAAAGAUCACCUUCUCCAUCAAUAGAAUCUUUGGGUUUUGACAUUCUCACGUUGGUGUUCGAGGAGAUAUACGAUUCAGCACCACAAGAGCUAUGGGCCCUCGGAAAGCUGUCCAGAAUGCUGCAUAAUGCCACUGCUCCAUUUCGAUAUCGCUCAAUCAAUCUUCGACCGAGCAUGGUCGACCCAGCGUUGGUUGAUCUCUGGGCCCAAAUUCAUGUGUAUACCAGGCAUGUGAUCGUCGAUCGUGAACUAGAUUGGGAAAGUGCUCUUGAUUUGCUUUCAGGUUGUCAACGGAUUGCUAGGAUCGAUUGGUCUUGGUGGGAAGGGCGACAUGAUAAGCAACGUCUAAUUCCGAAAAUGAUAAGUGAUUCCAUCCGAGAUCUAUGGACGCAUGCAGACCUUCACAUUAUCAACUACCCUUGGCCAACCAGACUCUUUAACCCUCAGUCGACGACUAUUCCAUAUGAGAAUGUUACAUACAUCUCAACUGGUUGUUUGGAAAAUGGAACAGAUCAAGAGAUUCUUGCCCGGAUGGUUGCAGCAUCGCCACGUUUAGAAACGCUCGUUUUGAACGGAAAGAGGCUUAAUUGGGCCAACAUGUCUUUUAAAGUUCCUCCCAUCAAGCACCUCACUCUCAAAGACUGUCUCUGGUGUUACACUUCUGCGGAACUUGAAAGUUUGUGGGACUUUACAUGCUUGCAAUCCCUUGUCCUCACUGAAGGCGGCUUUUCCGGCUUUUUAAAAAUCCUGCCCCAGAACCGGUUUCCAAGUCUCAGCAGACUUGUCGUCAAACGCGUUUACGCAUGGGACUCUGAUGUCACCCAUGAAAUCAAUCAAAUCAUCGCCGGAACCCACUAUCUCGAAGAGAUUGAAGUAGUAUGCCACUUACCAGACCUAGCACUUGAUUCAAUCAUGAAACAGGGAGCGAAUUUGAGAGUUCUAAAGAUAAAUGGCUUCGCAAGCUUCGCUAUUAGUGGAUCGUAUCCUACAAUCUCUGUCUCGGAGCUCAGCAAACUUCGGGAUAGCUGCAAAGGCUUGAAGGAGCUUUCAUUGGACCUGGAUUCAAACAUCUGCGAUCCAUAUGACUUCAUCGAGGUUCUGUCGUCGAUGAGAAGUCUGCAGCAUAUACUAAUCUGCAUGCACACACUUUUGACAGAAUUUGAACAGUAUGCAGACGGGGAUGACAUCGACUUUGCAGCCGCAAAAGAUUUGGCAACCUGUUGCUCGUCGCAUAAAGUUGGACUCCCAAUUCAUCAACUAGCUAUGGACAUUGGUGGAUAUCGGUUGCUUUCUUCUGGGCACAUAUCAAGAGCAUGGGAUAAUCAGCGAAAGAGGGGACACUUCCCGGAACGGUUAUUCACCUUCUCAUGGAGCGAACACGGGCACUGUCAGAUCGAAAGUCGGAAGAAGAUGGUUGAUUCCUCUCGCUACCUCUUUUACGGCCGUAAUUAGAUCCUAGCGGACCUAGCAUGGCGCGUCUCAAAUAUCAAGCAUCAGACUUGAAUGUGUCUCGAAAUAUUUGCGCAGGGGCUAGCUCGAGAUCAUACCAGCUUUGAGUUUCUCUUCAUCAGCCUAAAGAUUGCUAUAGCUU